This is a messenger RNA of Nicotiana attenuata, 702 nucleotides long. RefSeq lists its product as uncharacterized. Lineage: Eukaryota; Viridiplantae; Streptophyta; Magnoliopsida; Solanales; Solanaceae. The transcript is spliced from 5 exons. Bases 1 to 702 code for a protein of 233 amino acids. The record is from RefSeq and is a predicted model, not a curated record.
AUGAUGAUGAACAAGAGACGGCAAAAAGGUCAACAAAUUCAAAGCCGUCUGGAAAAAUUCAUGCAAGAUGAUAGUGAGUAUGACCAAGGAAUUCCAAGGAGCAAUUCCAUUGGUAGAGUUUCCGACUGUGUCUCCAAUCUGAAUGAUACAUUACCAAACUCAGAGGAGGGUGGUGUUGUAAGGCUAAAAAGCAAGUGGAUAAACGUCAUUGACAAAUGUUCCUCUAUGCAGAAUUUACGUGAAGCUAUUGCUAUCUACCGCAAUAGUAUUUUGCGCCAACCUGAUGAGAUGAAGAGAGAGGCUGCACUUUCGUUUUUUGUGGAGUACCUAGAAAGAUAUUACUUCCUUAUAUGUUUUGCUGUAUAUCUCCAUACACAACGAGAUGCACUAUUUUCUAGGUCCUCUGCUCACUGCAGCUUUAGCGAUUGGAUGAAAGCACGACCAGAGUUGUAUAGUAUAAUCCGUCGGUUGCUAAGGAGAGACCCUAUGGGAGCACUUGGCUACGCGAGUCUGAAACCUUCUCUCGCUAAAUUGGUUGACACUGCUGAUAGUCGCCCUUGUGAGAUGGGGCAAGUUGCUGCUUUGAGGAACGGAGAGGUUCUUGGACCUCAAACUGUUCUUAAAAGUGACCACUGUCCUGGCUGUCAACAUNGGUCUAGAGACUGCAAAAGAUGUUUUGGUAACAGCAAGUUCCUCAAAUAG